Heterotrigona itama is the source of this 4180-nucleotide messenger RNA. The record is from the annotation of a GenBank genome assembly. Lineage: Eukaryota; Metazoa; Arthropoda; Insecta; Hymenoptera; Apidae.
AUGAAAAAGAAAGAAAAAAGGAAAAACGAGGAAACCGAUAAUGGGAAUGAAUUGAGCCAGUCGUAAUAUCCUGACCAUCUUUUUUCUCGGACGAUAAAUUCCCCGUUGCUUGGUGAACAGCUCUGGUCCUGCCCUUCGACGAUUCCGUGCCAUUUUCCACCGUGGGAAUUUAUCGUUGAAAUAAUGCGGAAAUAGUGAGAUAUUCCAAGGCGCAGCGUAUGAAAGACGGCGACUAUGGAGCGUUGUUCGGUUGGGAAUCGAAACCGAAUCGUCUGGAGUGCCGCGAAUCACGAAACGGGACGACGACGACGAGGAGGAGGAGGAGGAGGAGGAGAAGGAGGGGACGAAGGUUGCUUUGAAAAGCGGGGAAAGUGAUUCGAAGGCAGGCAGUUGGGACAUUACGCGGAAAUUCCAGCCGCGUGUCAGAGAUUGGUCAGCGAAGUUGACCCAAGUUCCUCCGCCGAGCAGAACGGUCACGUCGUUGUGCGCUGGACAACGAACGCAAUUAGAGAGAACGAGAGAAAAGAGACCUUGAAUACUGUUUCGCGACACGAAUUUCGACCUGUUAUCAAAAACAUGGAUUUGAAUGUAACUACUAUCCAUCCUUGUGACUUGAAAAAUUGGCAAAUUUUUAGUUCCUUAGAAACAAAAUUCAUUUCGAAUGUUCGUAUAGCUGUUGUGUAUGGUAAUUUUGCUAAUGAAGCUUUAAUCGUAACGAAGGAUAAUAUGGUGUACAGUAUAGGAAAUACCUUUGAAUUUGGUAUAGGUUCCAUUCCUAGCAGUCUUUGUCCAAAGAAAAUGGAAAUAUUGUGUGGUGAAGAUAUAAAAACUAUUGCAUAUGGCAAAGGUCCACAUGUUUUGGUUCUUACGCAGCAAGGAAAGAUAUAUUCGUGGGGAUAUAAUCAUAAUGGUGAAUUAGGAAACGGAUCUACUGUUCAAUCUCAGACUCCAUUACCUAUAUCAGAAGUAUUGAAUGAUGAAUAUUUUGUUGAUAUAGCCUGUGGAGGUCAUCAUUCCCUUGCAUUAACAAAUAAAGGACAGCAUAUAAAAGUGAUACAUUUAUUUGAGGUAUAUGCAUGGGGAAAUAUGUUAUCCAAACAAGCCAACCAACCAAGUGAUCAAUAUAAAACCAAACCAAUGUUGAUGAUGAGUCUAUUACACUUCAAUAAAAUUGUUCGUAUAAGUUGCGGAGACUCGUUCAGCAUGGCGCUCACUGACAAUGGACAAGUUUAUAGUUGGGGUGAUAAUACUGUUGGUCAAUUGGGAACUGAAAAUAGUAGUAAUAAUAUAAUCUUUAAUAAUGGACCAUGCAAAGUAACUGCACUUACAAAAAUAAUAAUAGAAAAAAUAGUUUGUGGCUAUAUGCAUACAUUAGCAUUGAGUGACAAAGGUGAUCUCUAUGUUUGGGGAGAUAACAGUUACGGCCAAUUAGGCUUUUACACAGACUCAUAUGUUCGGACACCAACAAAGUUGAAACUACCGGAAAUACCAGGAAGGGUAUUAGAUAUAGCAACUUCACAUUAUCAUCACAUAAGUGUUGCUAUGAGUGAAGGCAAUCGGAUAUUUAUGUGGGGUCAGUGUUUAGGUCAGAAAAUUAAAGUUCCAAUGCUUACUCCACUAAAAUGUUUGUAUUAUGCUUUUGCAUAUUAUGCAUCUCCAAAUAUCAUGCAUCAGCCACUUAUUUUUCACAGUAAUAAAGAAACAAAUUUAACUGAUAGUUUAAGAGAUGCCUUUGAUGAUCCAAUCACUAGCGAUCUUACAAUUCAAGUACAUGGAAAACCUAUUCAUGUUCACAAAGUAAUUUUAAAAAUACGGUCUAAUUACUUCAAAAUGAUGUUUCAAGAUCAUUGGACAGAAAAUAGUCAAAGAACUUUUAGAGCUAGCUAAUGCCUAUUCUGAAACUCAGUUAAUAAAACAUUGUGUACGAAUAAUAUGUAAAAGGAUUACAGUUCAGAAUGUAGCUUUUUUAUACAACACAUCUAUCCAAUAUAAUGCUAAGGAAUUAGAAGACUGUUGUUUUAAAUUUGCUUUGAAUCAUAUGACUAAAAUAGUACAGACAGAAGCUUUUGCAGAAUUAGAUAAAAAUACAAUGAAAACUUUUAUAGUUAAAGCUGCACAAGCAGUAGAUAGAAUUAUAAAUACAAGUUUUAUCUUAAAUAUAAAUGGUUUAGAAAUUAUGUCUGUAUCAUUGACUAGUGAUAUUGCCAUAGACGAUUACACAUCUUAUUUAUUUUAUAGAUCGUGUUUAGGUUCAAAGCUGCAAUCUAAUCAGUUACCGCGGUGCGCCGACUUUAGGAUAAACGUAGAGAUGUUUCUUUGGAAUUUGAGAAAUUGGCCAAUUUUUAGUUUCAUAGAUUGGAACUAUGUUUCGAAAGUUCAUAUGGCACUUGUAUAUGGUAAUUUAGGUAAUGAAGCUUUAAUUGUAACAACAGAUAAAAUAGUAUAUGCUCUAGGGUGUAAUGCUUCUGGAUGUCUUGGAAUUGGGGAUAGUCAUAGUACUCUUUAUCCAAAGAAAGUUGAGGCACUGUGUGGCAAAGAUAUAAAAACUUUUGCACAUGGCAGAGGUCCAUACGUCUUGGCUCUCACCGAGGAAGGAAAGAUAUAUUCAUGGGGACAUAAUAAUCACGGUGAACUAGGACACAAUUCCACUAAUCACACGAUUCCAACGCCUGUGACAAGAAAUUUAAAUAAUGAAUUCAUUGUUGAUGUAGCUUGUGGAAGUCAUCACUGUCUAGCGUUAACAAAGGAAGGAAAGGUGUACGCAUGGGGUGAAAACACAUGGGGGCAAGUAGGUAACAGCGUUAAUAUAAAUGAAAAUACGCCUAUGAAAGUGAACUUCAGGUUAGCUGGCAAAACAAUAAUUUGCAUUAGUUGUGGUCAGUCAUCGAGCAUGACAGUUACAGACAGCGGAGAGGUUUAUGGCUGGGGUUGCAACCAGGUUGGCCAAUUAGGAAUCGGGAACUAUGUUAAUCAAGUGAAUCCUUGUAAAGUUACAACUCUUAUUGGUAUUGUAAUUGAAAAAAUCGUUUGUGGUUAUGCACAUGUUUUGGCGUUGAGUAACAAAGGCGUGUUGUAUGUUUGGGGUGGAAACAAUUGUGGACAAUUGGGGCUUGAUGAAAGUCGUAAGACGAAUAUUUGCAGCCCGACACAGCUGGCAGUGAAAGAGAUGGGAAGAGUAUUGGAUAUAGCAAGUUCGCAUUAUAAUCACAUAAGCGUAGCCAUGGGAGAAGGUAACCGAAUAUUUAUGUGGGGUGAGUGUUUGGGACAAAUUGUUAGAAUUCCAAUACUAAUUACUGUAGCGUCUCUACAUGAUGUUUUUGCGCGUUACGCGUCACCGAGCAUUAUGCAUCAGCCACUUGUUCUUUAUGGUGAAGAACUGGACAUGAGUUUAACAGAUUGUUUUAGAAAUGCAUUUGACGAUCAGAGUACGAGUGAUCUUGUAGUACAAGUACAACAAAAAUGUAUUUACGUGCACAAAGCUCUUUUAACGAUACGUUGUCAAUAUUUUCGAACGAUGUUUCAACAAAAUUUAACCUUAAUUAAGAAUAAUCAAAGGUUUAUCGUUUUGACAAGUAUUCAGAUUUCUCUUUUUUCUGUUCCAACUGUUCGUUGCAGUAUUAUAGAAGAGCAAACAUUUUCUUACGACGUAUACAAAGCAUUUUUGAAAUAUUUUUACACUGAUGAGAUCGACUUACCUCCGGGAAAUAUACCAGAAUUUUUGAAAUUGGCGGAUACUUAUUCCGAAAACCAGUUGAAAAAACACUGCGUGCAAAUGAUAAAGGGAGAAAUUACAAUUGAAAAUGUGGCUCUCUUAUACAGCAUGUCUAUGGAGUAUAAUGCUAAGGAAUCGGAGGAGUAUUGUUUCAAAUUCAUGCUAAAUCACAUGACUGCUGUAACGCAAACAGCGAAUUUUGCUAAAUUAGAUGAAAACACGAUAAAAUCUUUUAUAGUUAAAGCUACACAAGUUGGUGCUUCUAAAAUUGUAGUUUAUGAUAUUUGAUGUAUCACAUCAGUGUAUAACGUGUAUACUGUGCAAAAUUUGAUCGUUUUUGUACUAGAAAAAUUACGUUAUAUCCAACAUAGGUUACUUGUAAUAAGAUUUUAUUCGAUUAAAUCGCCCAUCAUAAUGUAUUAUAUGUACAUAGAAUAAUCUGAAAUAAAGUUUGUUUAUUUAUGUCAA